This is a messenger RNA of Ostrea edulis (European flat oyster), 2610 nucleotides long. Its product is annotated as 1-acyl-sn-glycerol-3-phosphate acyltransferase alpha-like. The record is from RefSeq and is a predicted model, not a curated record. Lineage: Eukaryota; Metazoa; Mollusca; Bivalvia; Ostreida; Ostreidae. Gene Ontology annotation, biological process: phosphatidic acid biosynthetic process. Gene Ontology annotation, cellular component: endoplasmic reticulum; membrane. Gene Ontology annotation, molecular function: 1-acylglycerol-3-phosphate O-acyltransferase activity. Bases 78 to 758 code for a protein of 226 amino acids. The transcript has 6 exons.
AGUUAAAGAAAGAAGCAAGAUAGAUGGAAAGCAUGUUUGAAAUUGAAUUUUUAUACUGAAGAAACAUACGCUGUGAAAUGUUUAAUUUCGUAAUUUGGUGCUCGAUAUUAAUAAUAUCUAUAAUUCUGUAUUUCACAAAUAAUACGGUUCGGUAUUAUGCGAAAUAUGGACUGUACCUUUUGUUUUUGACUAUUAUAUCCACUGCAACAGUUCUGUUGGUGAUAUUCACCUGCAGAUCAAAAAGCACGAAGAAUAACAGACUUGCCAUAUGGUCAAUGAAGAAAUUAAAAUACCUUUAUGGCUGGGAAUUUGAUAUCCAUGGCAGGGAAUAUUUGAUGAAUGAUGAAGCGUCUGUGGUCCUAGUAAACCAUCAGAGCGGUUUAGAUUUAUUUGGCUUAAUGGAGUUGUGGAAUUGGGAGUAUCAUUGUACAGUGGUAGGCAAGCGUUCGCUGAUGUACCUGGGUGUUUUUGGACUUGCCACUUACCUUUGUGAUACAGUGUUUUUAGAUCGAUAUGAUCAUGCUAGAGCAGUUCAACAAAUGAAUGCAAUAGUAGAUAAUAUACAUUCCAAGAAGUUAAAAGUGUUUGUUUUCCCAGAAGGCACCAGAAACCAUGAAGGUUCAAUGCUGCCAUUUAAAAAAGGAGCCUUUCACAUAGCAGUUCAAUCUCAGGUGCCAAUAAUACCAGUUGUUUUUUCAUCGUAUAAAUCCAUCUAUAGCAAGGAAAAUAAAAAAUUUCAAUCUGAAUGGUUGUGGUAGCUCAGUGGUAGAGCAUUCACUUUGUAACCUGGAGGUCAUGAGUUCCGAGUCCCACUCGUGCCAUGACCAUGUCAAACCUAAGAUGUUAACCUAGGCAGCGAUUGCUCCUUUGCCAAACGCUCAGCAUUUAGAAGUGAGAAUCACGGGUCUUUCGAAUAUGACCUUAAAAACGGAAGUCCUGUGUUGCGGCAGGCGUUGGUACAAUAAAGAUUCCUUACUGCUAUGGCCCCGAGUGCUAAGCAUAGGUCUAAAUUUCUGGUACUUCACCUACAGCUGGUGACGUCUCAGUAUGAGUGAAAAAUUCUUGAUGGGACGUGAAACAAACAAUCAAUCCAUUUUUGGAAUUCACUUUUUGUGGAAGAUGACUUUCUUCAUACCACCAAAUCAACAAAAAGUACACCCCACCAUGAAAAUUACUGGGGGAAUUUUUGAAUUGUUGAAACUUUUGGAUAGAAAAUUAGAUAAGCCAGCAAACAAAUAAACAAUUUUCAUGAGAGGAUAAAAGAAAGAUUCAGAAUGUAAGUCACAGAGUUGUAUUCAGACGGCUGAUAACAUGCAGUUGUCAGGGCUUACAACAAGGGACGACAGGAGGCAAUUAUUCAUCGUUUCAAUGAUCGGAUUCACCGCUUCAAAUUUCAUAAUUUGCAAAAGAAACUAUCGGAAAUUACUCUAAAACAGCCUUUUCAAAUGGCUAAAUUCACCACUUUACUAUAAAUUAUUGAAAGUCCAGAUUGGUUAUUAGCUAUUAAAGUCAUCAAGACUAGAAAUCCUUUAUGCUAUAGGCUAACCGAUACAUGUAACAAGCAUAUUUAUAUACAUGCAGUUGUUAGAAAGUUGAGACUUGUUUUUACAGGAAAAAUCACCAUAACUUGCCUUCCUCCAGUUCCCACUGCAGGUCUUACCAAAGAAGACAUCCCUAACUUACUGGAUUCUAUACGGAAUUCUAUGGUAGAAACUUACAACAGAACUUCAUCCACCAAAGACAAGACUGACUAGUCAAAGCUUUAUGUAAACAGUGAUAUUUACACAUUUUACAUGCUUUUUAACAAUCUUAUAGAAGUUAUUUUAUUUAUAUUUAGGUUUUUGUGUGAAAAGAUAGUCAUUAUUUCAAGCUCUGAAUACUCUGUGUAUUUGCGUGAUUUGUAAUAGCACAGGUAGAAUGCAAUUUCACUCACUGAGUACAUGUAUGUGUAUGAUGCAAAAUGGGGAAUUGAUAUUUCUUUUCCAAAUACAUUAGCACCAGAACCCCUGACAUCUUGGGUGGAUUUUUAAUUCACUGUGUAUGAUGUAAAUACUGUGUACUCACAGAAUGGAUAUUCUGCUCAUUGUAUAAGUCUGAUUAAUUAAUAAGUCUGAUUAAUUAAUCAGACUAAAUAUACCGAAGAUUAAUAUUGAAUAUGGAUUACCAGAAAUAUGGUAUGUAGUGAUGAUUUACAGUGCCCUUGCAGUUUCAAGUAAAAUACAAGUACAUGUACCAUCAAAAUACUUCUACAGCUGUAAUAUCGAUUAAAUACCUAUUUUCGUAUAUUCUGUUUCCAAGGAAUUGUUAGGUGGAACUCCUUUGUUAUGUGAUAUUUACAAAAUAAAUUUUCGUAUCUUUUGUUUCCAAGAAAAUGUCAUGUGGAAUAGUUUUAUAGGGUUUUUUUUUUUGCUAUUUGAUGUUUACAAAAUGCAUUUUCGUAUACCGGUAUUCUGUUUCCAAGAAAUUGUUAAGUGGAAUUGUUUUGUAGGUUUUCUUUUGUUAUGUGAUAUUCACAAAAUUCUGUUUCCAAGAAAUUGUUAAGUGGAAUUCUUUUGUAGGUUUUCUUUGAUUAUGUGAAAUUUACAAAAUAAACACUUGAGCAUAAUAAAA